This is a messenger RNA of Cyprinus carpio (common carp), 3040 nucleotides long. Its product is annotated as sushi domain-containing protein 2-like. NCBI's taxonomy places the organism in Eukaryota, Metazoa, Chordata, Actinopteri, Cypriniformes, Cyprinidae. The transcript has 15 exons. The record is from RefSeq and is a predicted model, not a curated record.
UAGCAGCAUUGGAACAAAUAAAUGAUGUGCACAUUUCUUGUGCCAGGAGUUUCAUUUAUUGCCUCUUGCCUGCAGACUGCAGCGAGUCCUUGACUGUUAAACAGUUACAAGGUGCAUUAGAGAGAGAGAGAGAGACCUUUGUCACAAUGUCAGGACUGAGAGAACAACAUAAUGUGUUUCAUACUGUCUGCAUACGACCCUUUAAGUAGAUAUUAAAACAUCUCGGGUUAUUCUAGCCAGAAACAAUGUUGUGCAAAUACAAGGACAAAAUCCAUUUCUGUAUGUUCAUGGUGCUGCUUCUUCAGCUGUUAUCCAGGACUGCUGCGCAGUCUUGUGCCAGGAGCUGUGGAGAGAAGUUUAACACAUGCUCCUGUCAUUCAACAUGUGAAUCUCUGAGGGACUGCUGUGCUGAUUAUAAACAGUUUUGUCUUGACAUUGAACCACACUCUGGAUCUUUGCUGGGAGGCACAGACUUUAAAAUCCUCAACGCUACAUUUGAGCAGAACAUUAACCUCACUUGCAGGUUCAACUCAGAGAUUCUGACGGAGGGCUAUGUGGAUGAGAGCGGAGUGGGUCACUGUAUCACUCCUCUGCUCUACGAGUUGGGCUGGAUCUCUUUUGAGGUGUCCACAGAUGGAGUCAGCUUUGACAGAUCAGGGCGGUGGCUCUCAGUCCACCACAGUAAGCUGAGUCCUGUUUACAAGAUCAGUCUGGUCAAUGCCACACAGUGGCAGUACUACGGCACUCCUGACGUCAGCGGGGAUCUAAAGAUGACCUGGAUCUCAUCUCUAUUAAAGGCAGAGAGAGUCAACAUCGAGCUGUGGGGUUACAAUGAGACUGGAGAGGUGUAUUCUGCGAACUGGGAGGCGGAGUGGAAGUAUCUGUACACUGUGGGCAGGGAUGUACCCAACAGUGGAGUUUUCAGUUUCACCCCACAGAUCGCCGAAAAACCAUACCCCCUUUGAAAAAUAGAGAACACACUUCCAGUAUCCAAAUGUUUAAAUAAAGACAUCCUUUUGUGUGUGUGUAGGAAUGUUAACGCCCUGUGGAGUGAAGAGCAUGCGCUCGCCUGGCAUCUUGAGGAGGCCUUCGGGAAGGACUCUGCAGGCUGGGCCCUGGAGAAGUGCAUUAAUUGGGAUAAAGAAGAGAAAGCAAUGCCCAACUUCCUGACUGAGAUCAUCGAUUGUCCCUGCACACUGGCCCAGGCCCGCGCUGACACCGGAAGAUUUCAUACCGAUUAUGGCUGUGAUAUCGAGGCAGGUAGUUUCUGUGUUUACCAUCCAGGUGCAGUUCACUGCGUCAGAGCCAUUCAGGGCAGUCCCGAGUAUGGUGCGGGCCAGCAGUGUUGUUAUGACAGCACUGGAGCUCAGGUGCUCACGGGAGACUCUAUCGGUGGCAGCACCCCGGAUCGAGGGCACGACUGGGGCAGUCCGCCAUACAAGAAACCACCCAGAGUUCCAGGGUUCUCUCACUGGAAGUAUGAUGUCAUCAGCUUCUACUACUGCUGCCUGUGGUCAGACAACUGCGAAUACUACUUCACUCACCGCCCGUCCAGUGACUGCAGAACAUAUCGUCCUCCUAGAGUCGCUGCUGUACUUGGUGACCCCCACUUUAUGACAUUCGAUGGUGUGACUUUCACCUUCAAUGGGAAAGGAGAGUACAUGCUGGUUUACUCCUCAGACCGUGAGCUGUCUGUGCAAGGCAGGACUGAACCAAUGAGAUUUGAGAAUGGUACUGUUGCUAUGGCGACGCGACUCAGUUCGGUUGCCAUGAGGGAGAAAGACUCUGAUGUCAUCGAGGUGCGUCUCGGAGACCAAGAAGAUGAGCUGCAGGUCUUAAUGAACCAACAGGUGCUUUCCUUCUCUGAGCAGAAAUGGAUCGACCUUUCAGGUGUUUUUGUUUUUUCCCCUAAAGCCUCUAAUGUGACGGUGAUGUUUCCGUCGGGGACGGGGGUAGAGGUCAGGGCAGGUGAAGGGGUCAUGACCCUUACUGUUUUACUGCCACAUGACUUACAGAACCACACGCUAGGGCUGCUCGGCACAAUGAAUGACGACCCAGAAGAUGAUCUGACCUCUAGUAAUGGAGCGGUCAUCUCUCUCAAUAGCAGUGCGCAGGAUAUAUUCACCUACUGUGCUGGCUGGGCCAUUACGAAUGAGACUUCACUCUUUACUUACGACUCUACCUUCCUCCUGAAUGAGUAUUACUAUGCCCCAAAGCAUGAUCCGUCUUUCAUCCCAAACUUUUCCGUGACUGAAGACCCAGAGGACCCCCUGCUGGAGCCGGCGCUGAGCCUCUGUGCCGGAGAGGGGGCUUCGUUCUGUAAAUACGACACACUAAGCAUGCGCAGUCUGGAACAAGGCAAUGCCACACUGCUGGCCUUCCGGAGUCAUACGUCCACCAAGAAAGCUCUGGAGCCCGUGCAAUCCUGUGGGUGGUUGUCACCACCUAACCACGGUCAGAAGGAAGGAACCUUGUACCUCGAAGGGGCAAAUGUCACAUUCUCAUGUAACAGUGGAUACGGUCUCCACGGGUCCCAUGAACGCACAUGUCAAGCGGACGGCGAGUGGUCAGGAGAAGAUGCACACUGUGUGGCUGAUAAUACGCUGGCCAUUGUCUUGGGGAGUGUUGGUGCGGUGUUGGCGUUGGUUGUCAUGGUGAUAGCAAUCGUUGUGUACGCAAAGAAACAGAAGAAAGAGGCCUGGAAACAACAAGACGACAAGGUGACCUAUCAGCAUCCUGGGUCACACCUGUGAUGGUCAUCAGAGUGUACAUCCUUAGACAUUUGUAAAAAGAUUUUAUUAACAGUAUUAGACUUGUUUAAAUCUUAUGUUUCUAAUUUAACAUUCUUUGUUUUAACAUUAGUUUUUGUCCGUGGACAGUAGUUUAGUGUGGGUCUUGACUGAUGUGUCUGCUGAUAUUGUAAACAGUCUGAUGAUCAGAUUAAUGGCUGCCUCUAGAAAUAUCCACCUGGUCUGUAACAUUGACUUAUACUGCUGUAGAUGCUGUGAAGUUCAUUUUAGAUGUGUGUCGUCUGGCUAUG